Molecule: messenger RNA, 27868 nt
Organism: Pelobates cultripes (western spadefoot toad)
Lineage: Eukaryota; Metazoa; Chordata; Amphibia; Anura; Pelobatidae
Source: the annotation of a GenBank genome assembly
CUGACUCAGUGAAGGCUGAAGGGCUCAGCAGCAGCACCUGCUGGUGUCCCGGUGGAACUGCAGCUAAUGUGCUCUGAUGUCACUCUUGCGGUCCUCCCUCUUGUGUGAAGCACCAGCAGUCACAGGGUUGGGUGCAGCCGCAUGCUCCCUGGGAAUGAUUUGUCGCUGCUAUUAACGAUCACCCUCGCUGUACGGAUUCUCUGAUCAGGAGAUCACAGUGACUCUUCCAAAGGGCUUGCCUUCAUAGCUGGGGACACCAUGUCUGACGAUUUUGGCUUCUUCUCUUCCUCUGAGGCUGGAGCUCCUGCAGAGACAGAAGAGGACCCUGCAGCUGCCUUCCUUGCCCAACAGGAAAGCGAAAUUGCUGGGAUAGAGAAUGACGAAGGCUUUGGGGCAGUGCUGGUAGGAGGCCAGGCUUCCCCGGAUUCACUGAUUGAAACAGGUAAAUCACAGGCUACAAAGCCUGCAACACAGGUUUUGGCUACACAUAUACCCCCCUCAUCCUCCCCCAUAACAGCAGCUUGCCUGAAGAGCUUACACUCUGCUGCACAGAGAAGACACAAUGAAACAUUCCAAGGUCACUCACUGCUAGUCUGAGGCUAGAGCAGGCAGGUAGGCAUACUGUCACAGUGUGCACACAGUGUGCUGUAUAGCUACUGCUUCCAUUUGUAAAGCUCUGGGGGGAAUUCUGGCCUCAGAAAUGGGUAAACAUCGGGUCCUGAUGCCAAUAUUAUAUGACCUUCAGUCAGUGUAUGGAUCACUAGCAUUAUAAUGCUGGAUGAAGUUACAAAUGAUUUAGAACCUGCCAGAUACAGCUCAGAAUGUAGUAGUUGCAACAAAGGAAUUCUAGAAUAAAACUGGUCUCACUGCUGCUGUGGAUAUAAUACUGUAGUGACAGUGGCUUUAGUAAGCUAAACAGUGCAUAAUAAUCUGUUUUUUUGUGUGUUCGUGUGUUUGUUGAUUCAUCUAGCACUUUAGAGAUACAUGUACCUGCUUUAGUUUCCUAUUACUAUUUUAAAGAUAUUCUAUCAAUAUUCUAUCAGUAAAUAUAUUGUAAUACUGCCUUUAUCAUGUAUAUUAUGCCUGUGAAUGGUGUGUGCUAUGUGCAAAUUAAACCUUAAUUUUAAUCUCAAAUACACAUGUUUACAUGUGUUGGUUGUACUCAAUUGAAAACCAGAUUGCAAGAUUUAUGCUAAAACAGCCAGGCUAUGACCAUAGAUUGUGUUGCUUUAAUGUCGCAAUUUUUUAUUCAGUUCUUUACAAUCCACUAUUUAGUUAAUAAUCACCAAGAAACAGGAUUUGGGCUUAAAUCCUGCAGCCAUUCUAAUUUUAAAGGCAGUAGGCCAGAGUGAGACCUCUGCUAGGAUCCAAACAUAAAUGCAGAGGAACACAAAACACACCAAUAACCCUCGUAUCCUGGUUUUAAUUGCAUCAGUGAGAUCAGUGGCAAUGUUUCGGGCGAUGACCGUUCCAAAAAGAACGUUGUGUAGCCCGAAAUUUUACAACUGGUGUUAUGGUUACAUUAAAAAACAUUUUACAAAAAAUAUUCAGGUGCCUGCUGCAUGUUUAGAUUUUAUGUUGAAAUAUUUCCAGUUUCUUUUGUAGUAUCUGGUCAGCAAGUCUUCUCUUCCCAUUACAUGAGUCAUAUAAUGUCAUCUAAUAUCUGCUAAAGAAUAAAUAAAAAAUACCAAAUCCUAUGCACAGCAACAGGAAUUUGGGGGACAUUUAUUGACACCUGAUUUGCCCCUGAAUUGAUCAAUUCGGUUAUUUCUGUUUGCUAUUAUUAUUAUUAUUAUUGGCAUUUAUAUAGCGCCAACUUAUUCCACAGAGCUGUACAAUGUUAUAAAAGAUGACAUUUAACAACAAAUGAGGCAAACUUUAAUAGGAACAAUAGGUUGAUGAGGACCCUGUUCAGAUGACUUUACAAUCUAGAGGCUACCUUAAAACUAAAAUAUAUAAAUAAUCCAGGCAUUAAAAUUUUACAUUUAUAUUUAAAUGUAAUCGCAGGGAUCUCCAGGUUACCCAAUCAUUCGAACCAACUGUAGGAAGAGAUAUAUAUAUAUAUAUAUAUUUGUGUAUUUAUUACAUUGUGUAUGUAUAUGUGAUACCAAGCCUGUCUCAAAAGUCAUUUACUCUUUGUGUAACCUGAUUCAUUUACGGUCGGAUUGAAUGACAAGCACCACACAGCUCAGGUAGUCCGGGUUGGGUAAUUGCUGUUCUAGGACUUAGUUAAUUUGUAGAAAGGGUGGUGCCUAAACAUACAAAGAAACCCAGUAACAUAUCUUAAAGUAAACUUCAGUCAAGAAGCCAACCAAUAUACUGCAUUGAUGACCCAAAAUUAUUUUACUAAAUAUAUUGUAAAGCGCUACGGAAUCUGUUGGCGCUAUAUAAAUGGCAAUAAUAAUAAUAAUAACUCAGAUUCAAAUUAAAAAAUAGCAGGAUAUAGAAAGUGAAAAUAUAACCGGUCCGGCCUUCUGUUUUUAAAUCGGAACAACCCGCAAAUAAUGUUAAAAAUCAACAUUGGCACAUGCCAAAUGAUAGGCAAAGCAGGGCAUUCAAGCUUGCAGACAGUACUGCAAAUCCCAUUACACCCAGCCAGCAGCAACAUUUGUCAGGCAUUGAUGGUAUUUGUAAUCUAAAAUAGAGGUUGAUUGUCCCGGCCCUCAAAAAAAAAAACCCGGGUCACUGGCUCUAAAGACCUUGUCUUUGUGUUAGAACAGAUUUACUGUUAAGUGAUAGUUUUUUAUGUUCGUCACAACAGUGAGUUUGAAAUGUCGCUAGGUCAAAGAGCAUUUAUUGGGUGUGCAUAUGGAGACAAUGGGGUUUAGUCACUAAAUCAGAAAUUGUGAAGCAGCGACAUAGGAUUUGCGAGUGUCGAGCUAAAUAGCAAAGCUGGAAAAAUAGUUGAGUCGUGAAUUAUUUCUGAUUUGGGUAUUGUGCCUAAUUGUGGCCUAAUAUUUACUCUUUCCUAGUCACAACUACUUCUGAUUACGUGAAAAAAAUCCCUGUAUGUAUCAUAUCGUCCAAACCGAACUACUGACCACUUACUGAUACUGUAGAACACUAAGUGGUAAUCCCAGUUUGGGUAAUAAUUUGUCAGAGCUGAAAAGAUUGGCUUUGAAAUGGCUCCUCUGAAUAAUCACGCUGCCCGUACAAAACCAGCAUUUAAUACUACGUGACGAUGGUGCUAUUUCUGAAACAGCAUUGCAGUAGUUUACCUGAAGAAUGUAUCCCCUGUCCCAUUGGAAGAGGAGAUAUGCAGUGCACUGCAUCUUUCUCAAACACUGUAAUGCAGAGAAGUCCAUUUAUUCUGUUUGCAGCAUGGGGCCUCAAACAUUCUGUGAUUACACAGUUAGAUUUAGAUCUCUGUAAGUUAAAUUCUAUAGAUAUUUGUUAGGGAGAUUUAACUGUUAUUGAUAUAAAACUGUGACAUUUGAUGCUGAAAUCAUGAUUUUUGAUGUCUGGCUAUCUGUCUGUCUCGCUAUCCACCCACCUAUAUGUUGCUGUCUGCCUGUGCAUUCAUGCAGCCAAAAAAGUUGACUUACCAGUAAUACAAUACAGCACCAACGGAGUCUAAAAUCAGCCACUCCUCCUGGAAUGAUUUCAUCAAGAUUAAUGGACUCUGGUCCCAUUCAAUGCUUCUCAUAGUAAAGUAUUCCAGACCUAGAGUACAUACACAGCUAUUGCCACAUUGAAUCCACUGCUUCUCUAUGGGUUGCACUGGAUGUUUGUUUCACCAUCACGCCAGGUUAUUUGAAAAAAAAAUAUACCAUUAAAGGGACACUAUAGUCACCAGAACAACUGCAGCUUAAUGUAGUUGUUCUGUUGAGUAUAGUCUGUCCUUGCAGGCUUUUUAGUGUAAACACUGCCUUUUCAGAGCUAAGGCAGUUUUUACUUUGUUGCCUAGCAACACCUCUAUUGGCUGUCACUCAGACGUUCACUAGAGGUGCUUCCUGGGGCAGUGCUGCACAAUGUGCUAGCUUCCUGGGGCAGUGCUGCACAAUGCGCUAUGAGGAGAUGCUGUUUGAUGCAGCACGGUGUUUGCGCAAUAGCCUCCUAAUGCUUUCCUAUGGGAAAGCAUUUGACUGGCAGAGAUAAUCAAAUUUGAUUAUCUCAGCAACUGGAGCAGGGCGAGGCCAGCCAAUGGCGAGACCAACGCAGCACUGGAGAAAGGGUAAUUUUAAACACAUUUUUUAAAGGGAGGUACCUAAACAGUGCUUUUAAAACUAUAGUGUCAGGAAUACAUGUUGGAAAAUUUGAUGACACUUGUUCUUUAAUUCUAUGUGCACUGUGAGUGCUUGUCUAAUUGUGCAGUUUUAGCACUGGACGAUAGUGCUGGGUUGAUCGGGAGGGUAUUUCGUGUUUCACACUGAACUGCUUUAUGACUUGGUAGGUCUGUUUUUGGGUAUCAAUGAACCAAAAGUGACAUUUGACAACACCCUUCAAGCAUUCUUCCUAAUACUUGGUGCUAGGUACGUACAGCCCAAUUUUUGGAGACAGAAUGUGGCGGCAGGCCCUCAGGGGAUGUCACCAAUGACGCUACUUGCGUUACCGAUGAUGCCAAAAAUGAGCAGGUCCACUUAGAAAAGGGGAUGACCCCCAACUAAAGGGGCGUGACAGUCUUUCCGGCAGUCUCUUCAAUGACCGAUCCGUGCAGAGAAUGCUGCUGAAGUGUUCUCUGCAUGGUCCUACCACCCGCUUCACAGCGCAAGCACGUCUAAUGAUGCUCUCGAGCUGUGCUGCCCAGGUGCGAACUAAAGCGGGACAAAACCCUAAAAUGGGGACUAUCCUGUUGAAAUAGGGACUGUUGUGUGUCAUGUAGGUAGGAAUUUGAUUUGGAUUAGAGUGAGAGCUAAUCUGCAACUUUUCAUAGAUGCGUUAUGAAUUCUGUGCAUAUGUUUUGUGCAAAGUAUAAAUAAAUAUGUCUAUUUUUGGUAUAUACAUUUUUCCAGAACCUUGCCUAUGUAUAUAGAAGGAAACUGCAUUGUUACCCAAAAGGUUACAUCCAGUUACAGUAGAAAUAGAGCAAGCGGAACAAUCCGAGUAUGUAUAAUUUAGCUUGUUUCAGCACUGUAUUUACAAAGCCUGGUAUGACUACAAAAAUCAAUGCUAUGCAAUUCCCUUUUGGGAAAACUACUAAGGGUCUGGAAGUAGGUGACAUCCGAUCCAGCCUCCACAAAAUAUUGACCCGAUGAUUGUAGUGAUCUCAACGUGGGAAAGUUACAGUAAUUAUUACAUGGUUCAGUGACAAGGAUAGCUAUUCCCAGUUUCACAGCGUCUAAUCUCGUUCCUUUUAUUGUGUAAAUCUGCUAGCUUGGAAAAUUUAAACUAUGGAUGCAGCUGUCGCCCCUUUGUAAAGAAUACAAUUUAGAAAUCUAUUUAGUAAUGUGGUCAGAUGGGCUAGUGAUUUCCAUACGCCCAAGCAAGCAUCAUUUACAGGAUGGCUUGUAGGAAAAUGCUGGAAAAUUCUCAUGGGAAAAAACAAAAUAGUGUAAAAAGAUUAAACCCCUUUUAGGAGCAGGGUUAGUCAAAUUCCUGGCUGUAACAGCUCUGACAUUUUGUUGGUCCUAAAGUUAAGUAACAAAAACAUGUAGAAAAUAUCAUAUUAUUGAUACUAGUGUUGUGCCUUUAACUUCACUAUAAAUUAGGAAAUGGUAAAAAUUUAUAUUUUAGUUUAACGCCUUAAAGGAACAUGCCACCGAAUUUUUUUUUAAUUUGAUUUACCCCCAAAGAAAAAUAUGCUUGUAAUUUGCUUUGCUUAUAUAAAAUCUUGACUUGCAAUAACUGUAGAUGUACAUACCCCCUAACAUCAACCUCCCAUGAAUGAGGAACCAAGAAAAUAGGUUAAAAGAGGCCAAACCAGUGACGUAAAUCGUAUUACUAUUAUUUUAUUAUUUAUAUAGCGCCAGCAAAUUCCAUAGCGCUGUACAAUGGGAUCACUGCCACCUUCCAAAGGAAGAGGCCCCACCCAAGAUCUGGCAAGUUAGCACGGCAUCAAAUACACACCAGGCUGCUGUUUAAGUCUGCAUGGUCCUUGUGUCCUUAUCAUAGUGUCUAAUGAUGUGCUCACGCUACGCUUUUUCCCGUGUCCCCAAAAGCGGGACACCAAGGAACAAACCCAGGAUGGUGGGACACGAUAGGGAUUGUCCUGGCGAAAUCGGGAUGAUUUGGAGACCUGGAUCUAGAAUCUGCAGCUUGCGCAAGUCUACCCCUUCUUCCCCAGUAUAGACUUUUUUGGCUCUCCAAUCAUUACAGGUCAUUGAGAAGGCUUUACAAGACAGGUGCUCUGGAUCCUUACCGGCCUCUUGAAGUAACAGGACUUAUGUCUAAUUGUCACCAGGUUCAUUUAUAAAAGUGUUGAUUUCUGCUCAAAUGGGCACUUUUAUAAAAUUGGGGAAAAAAGAGGACACACUCUUAACACAGAGCUUUUCGGUAAGCUAAAGUUGCUUAGGGGUUUGAAGUGACCCUCUAAGUAAAGCAUGAAGAAUGGCACAGUUAUGCUAAAGAUAGGAUAAUUUACCCUGAAAUAAAACACAAAUGUAUGUUCUUUGUUUUCUGAUGCCAAGCUCAUCUAUUGGCUUAAUGUUAUAAACUAUAGAGUUUAUUCCCUAAACUAGCGACUGUUUACGGUUAACAAGAGGGUAACAGAUAUUUGUCUAAAAUUGCCAAACCGGUAAAGGAGCUAUGUUGUCGAAUUUUUCAUUUCAGCAAUUUUUGCCUACAAUUUGAAAUUCCCUUGCAAUUCCUCUUUUACUAAAUAAUCCCCUCCUAUCAGCAUUAAUACUUUAUCACUGUGUAUAGAGCUCUGAUAAAGUGCUGCUUUUCUCCCCUUAUAGUGAACAGUGUAUUGUGGGGGCGCAAACGGUAGUAAGGGGGUGCCUGCAGAAUAUAAUUUAAAGGGACACUGUAGUCACUUUAACCACUUUGUCUCUUUGAAUUGGUUAUAGUGCCUGGAGUGCCCUGGCACUGUCCCUCCAUUCAGUGUUGCACCAUGUUCGUGCAGUAUGCCACAAAAUAAGAGUCCCUGGCCACCCACAGUCCGGCCCCUUCUGUAUGUGUAGCUAAGGCAGAGAUUACACACUUGCUUGUUGUCAUACCCAUUCAUACCGUCAGUUGGAGCUCUGACAGGUUAAAAGCAGUCAGCUGACACUCUCAGCCCAUUGCUGCUCAGGGUAAUACUUCCUUAUUAGCCAAAGCAGCACAGAGGGGAUAGACUGCCGUGGCUCUUGUUUAGCAUUAAAACAUUACAACAUUAAAAACUGUUUAAUGCUGAAAGAAAUGAUGGUACCAGGGGACUCCAGACACUAUAACCAGUUUAAUGAGAUGAAGCAGAUACAGUGCCUACGGUGUCCCUUUAAUAAGCAAGUAUGAAAUGCAUGUAUCCUUCAUGACAAUUAACAUCAUGCGCAAUAAACCAUCCACUGGCUGAUAGUGAUGGUAGUUUUAGUCCAUAUAGAGGAACACUGUAGCAGACAUAAUAUUUAAGAAUCAAAUAUUUCAUAAUUAUUUUAGAUCUGGACAGCAGCCGCCGUCUGAAGUGACAGACAUUUUGGCUGGGAGAUGGAAAUAAUGUGUGUUGUAGUCAAAGAAUGAAAUAAGUAGAGUGCUACAUUUGUAUAUGAUUGUAAUGCAUGAUUAUAGCAAUACAUUAUGCUAAAUUCUAGGUUCACAAACUCCCACAUGAAUAAAUUACAUGAACUUUCAAAAUUACCCAGAAUACUUUGUGCUCUUGGAAAGCCGUAUAGUGGUGUGGUGUGCAAAACUUUUGGAAUGCUCAUGAUUAUGACAGACCGAAAAAGGGAGCGGCCUGCAAUGGGAGUACCAUAAAACACAUUUGUAGUUCAUAUAAUUUAGGGAGGAACCAGUGUGUGGGAUGUUUUUGCAAAUCUGGAUUAGCAAAUUUUUUGGACUGUGCAGUACGUGUCUAUUUAUACGUGUUUUGCUAGGGGAAUGUGCUUUCUGUGUUGCAAUGAAAACACCUUUCUCGCACUUCACAAAAAUCAAAUAUAACUUGAAAACCCAUCUAUUUUAUAACAGUGCUACAGGGAUUAGCAAAUACAUUGUGUAGCAGCCGUGGAGAUUGGAGCUCUGUGAACGGAAUUGUAGCUUGGAUUACUGCUAUAUGGAUUGGUUGAUUUUAGGAGACAGGAUGGUAUGGAUAUACGUUAGGUGGAGUAAUUGUACAUUGUGCAUUGUUUGUUUGGUGUGUAUUGAACACAAAAAUAAAAAAUAUUCCACUACCCCUACUUUAAAGGAAAUAAAUUCAUAUAAAUAAAUGUUACACACAUUACUCACUCAUUUGCUGCCUACAUGUUGAUAUCCCUGUUCCAUAAUUUUUAAGUAACACUAUAGUGUUAGGGAAACAAAACUGUAUUCCUAACACUAUUUUGUUCCACUAGAGGCAGGGUUAAAGGGACAGGAACACUGCACCCAGGCCACUUCUAAGAGAUUAAGUGGUCUAAGUCCCUUUAAAUGUGAUGCAAGCACAAGCUUGGUAAGUACGGACACACACUUUGUUUUAUUAUAUUAACACAAGGAAAUGGGGGGGGACACACUGAAAAAAUGUGACAGAACCUACCGUGCCAUGGACUUUUGGAGAGGCUUGAAGCCUAGUCUCACUGGUCCUAUUGUCACUCUGGGGAGGGCUACGGGGGCCCAGAACACUUACUGUGCUUCCUGUCCGAACUUGUGAACCCCUGGGAUUACCUGGAUUCGUUGUACGCAUUAAGCGUCUGAACGGCAGAAACCCUGAAACACCCUGGAACUGUUCCUUAAAUUGGGACUAUGCCAAGGUCUGGUCAGUCUUUAAGCACUUGGUGCCCCGAAAUCCAAAUAUAUUUUGAGGGGAGUUUGGGGAGGCAAUGGAGGAUACCUAGAGCUUGAAAGCGCUCCCUUCUCCAGGGUGACCAAAUAAAACUUUAACACGCUGUAACGCGGGGGCAAGGCUAUAGUAAAGCAAAUGGUAUAUUUGCAGCAGCCCUGGUCCUCUGGAAGAGGUACUCUGAGACCCUAGGCAAGCUUUGGCAACUAAGUCGGAGUACUGGAGCUCCAUCACAAGCAGCUCUGUAGUGUGUGUGCAAAUAAACUGCAUUGUGUGACUUCCAUUUUGUUGAAUGCAUUUAAUAGAUAAUGCAAUAAAAUAGGAAAUCUUGCACUAAUUAAAAACACUAAUAAAUUCACCUAUGAAAAACCCCAAGACUGUAGAUCUGCAGCCUUGGCCAGACCAAUCAGAAGUCUCUCAUUCUCUAAAUAUGGAGCCACAACGUCUCUGAUAAAAAUGCAAUAAGUAGUUCAGUACUUGGUAGACACUUCUAAAUAAUAUUAACAUAACUGAAAAAAGUCCCUAUCCCUUCAGCUCUCUGUAUACUACAUAUACCCUGACUUCGUCUUUGUACUUUUUGUCUUUUAUUUAACACUGGAAAACUAAUGGGAAAUGAUCAGUAUGUAUGUUCUGCAGUUCAGAUAGCUUUAUGGCUCAGUUUUGCACUCAGUAAAAACUAACACAGUGCUAGCUCUAGCUAUGUGCUAGGGCAAUCCUACGGUAGAGCCAUACGUGCGCUUAUUAAUAUGGCUCUAUGUGUGUUAGGUAAAUUUGCAUGUUAAGCUGUGGCAGUGUCACACAGUGCAAAUAAAGAAAAAUCACAAUGGCUCAUACAUUGUUAGCAUAAUCCAUAGCUAACUUUUAAUAAGUCACUGGGUUGUGCAAAUAUCUGAUCUGUGACGGUCCACUCGAACUGCAAGGGCUGCAAAGUGCUGACUGGGCAUUAGCUGUUUAUUCUCUUUGCAUAAUUCAGAAAUUUGACAAUCACUAGCCUACAUGAGAGAUAAUGCACACCUAUAAAUAUGUCAAAUAAUUGUCCACAUAGAGGGAAGGGCUGGUACGCAGACGUCAGGACUCUCUGAUCACAGCUUCAGUUCUGCCCAGAACAGGGGUUUCAGGGACUUGUAGUUCAGUUAUCAGGUUUCUACCUAUGAAUGCUGAUAGCUGAACUACAACUACCAGUGACUGUUGUUGAGCUUCAUGAUGACACCUGCAGCUGUAAUAUUGAGCUGUUACAUACAGUGAGGGAAAAAAGUAUUUGAUCCCCUGUUGAUUUCAUAACUUUUUUGACAUGCGUUUUUCUGUUAUUCUGUCUCUCACUGUUAAAACACACCUACCAUUAAAAUUAUAGACUGAUCGUUUCUUUGUCAGUGGACAAACGUUCUAAAUCAGCAGGGGAUCAAAUACUUUUUCCCCUCACUGUAUGCACAAUAACCAUCAUGGAGGACAUAUUUGUUGGAAUGGGGGAGGUGAGAGAGACAAGGAUGCAGAAUGUUGCAUACAAAUGUCAUUUUGCAAAAACCUAAUGAAUAUAUAUAUAUAUAUAUAUAUAUAUAUAUAUAUAUAUAUAUAUAAAAGAAACCAAGAGCACGCAUUAGGCUGCUACUAGGAUAGGACCUGCCGAAUAUGGGGUACUUUGACGUAGUUGGCAGGCUUAUCCAAUGUAUGAUUAUAUAAUGUAACUAAACCCCCAUCAUUUUUUGCCUAGGUGAAAUGUUUUUAAAUAAAACUAUUACAAUCUCUAAGAUUUGAAAUCAUUGUUUAGCGAAUAAGCGAGUGUGCUGGAUUCUGUAUUUUGUGUGUAUAUAUAUAUAUUUUCACUGUGAAUGAAACAUCAAUUGCCACAAGUCUAAAGUUAAUUUAAAAUUUUUAUUUAAAAUUGGCAAACUAUAAAAACCACAACAUUUUAUGCUGAAUUUCCUUUUGUUCCUGCAGUGGGAUUUGAUGACCUGGUGACAACCCCUGUAAAUGGAGACAUUUACCAGGUGAGUCUGGUUGCCUUCUUGUACAAAGGUAAUUGUGUGAGUAAGGAAGUGGAUGAAAUGUUUUCAGGAAGUACCGAAUAUGGUAUGUUUGUAUCUUAGGUAACUUCAGUUGGAAAGAAGGAAGUAUAUAUGAACAAAAGAAAAUGUUUUUUUUAAACGACACUCCAUGUGAUGUGGACACAAAGGUUUCUGAGGAACCUCUAUUAUACGGGUUCUCACCCUGUGGAAUGAGCAACACAAGCAGGGGUUACUUUAAAAGCUGUCUGGCUGGCCACCAUAGAGUAGUAGGCACCAGAUUACUGUGAUGGCAGCUGCCUACUCUGCACGAAUGUGCUGUGUCCGGAGGGGAGAAAGAAGACGUGCAGCAAGGGAGCGUUGAUGUCUGUGCUCUUCCAGCACUACUCCUUUGCGCCCUGUGGUGAUGCCAGGAGCUGCGUUAUGAUGUUGUUAUGAUGUCACGGCAUCAUUAAACAGCACGAAAAGGAGCAGUGUUGGGAGAGCACAAACAUUACACAAGAGGGAAGAGAUCUCCACUAGACACCAGAGAAAGCAUCCGCUACAGAUCUCCCAAAGGAAGGGAGACUGACUUAAAUAAAAAUAAUUUAAGUAAAUUAUUUGUGAGUGUGUGUGUGUGAGAAUGUGUAUGCGUCUGUCAGUGUGUGUCAAAUCAACGAGAGUGUGUGUCAGUGAGUGUAUGUUAGCGUGUGUCAAAUCAGUGAGUGUGUCUGUCAGUGAAUUGGUGAGUGUGUUUGUCAGUCAAUGUGUGUGUGUCAAAACAGUGAGUGUGUCUGUCAGUAAAUGUGUGUGUAAUCUCAGUGAGUGUCUGUCAGUAUAGUGUGUGUGUCAGUAAAUGUGUCUGUGUGUCUGUAAGUGUGUAUCAAAUCAGUGAGAGUGUCUGUAAGUGAAUAUGUGUGUGUCUGUAAGUGUGUGUCAAAUCAGUGAGAGUGUCUAUCAGUAAAUGUGUGUGUGUGUGUGUGUGUGUGUAAGUUAGUCUGUCAAAUCAGUGAGAGUCUGUUUGUCAGUGAGUGUGUGUGUCAAAUCAGUGAGUGUGUCUGUCUGUAAAUGUGUGUGUGUGUGUAUGUAAGUGUGUGUCUGUCAGUGAAUGUCUGUGUCUGGUCUCAUCAGGACCCUAAUAUUCCUUAUUAACAGUGGGAGUAACAGUAAUGCUUGUAAAAAUAAGCUACAAUAACACAUCUGUAUAUAGAGCGCCUACACUUUUCCACCAGCUAAGAGAGCUCCCCUGGUUUUUUUAUUUAUUAUUUCCUUGUAUAUUUGACCUAUUCUCCCAUGUAUUUGUAUUUAAUGCAAGUUAGAAUGAUGCUCCCCUAUGGCCAUACUGUCAUGUACUCUCUAUAAAAGGCUCUGAUACUAAUCCAUCAUAUCUUCUAAAUAUUAGGAAUCUGACGGAUAUGCAGCAAUAGCCAAUGCUGACCGACUGACUCAGGAACCGGAAAGCCUCCGGAAAUGGAGGGAGGAACAGAAGAUACGUUUGGAGGAGCUCGGUAUGAUACGUUUGUUGAUACGGGCCUUUUUCAUUACAAUUAUUUGUCAGUAUUAGGAAAGAGAUAUUUUAAUAAUUGCUAUGGUUUACCAUCGUUUGACAAAUUACAAGUACUUUACAAACUGGGAGAUUCCUGUUUAUGAACCACACCGCUAAUCUCAAGUAUCCAGUAGUUCCGCAAUAGCUGAGGUUCUUCCUUAGACAAGCCCAGGUUCAGAAGUUUGACGCCUGUAAUCCCAGGAGGAUCACAUGCACGCUUAUGCAGUUGAAUUAUUGUUAUUAUUAUUGUCAUUUAUAUAGUGCCAACAGAUUCCAUAGCGCUUUACAAUGUUAUGAGAGGGGAGAAUGAACUAUAAAUAGGACAAUUACAAGAAGGUUGAAGUGGACCCUGCUCAAACAAGCUUACAGUCUAUAGGAAUUCAGCACAUUGGGGUUUAUAUAUAGAAGUGGCGGAAACUUUUUUAUUUGUUUUUACUGCUUCCUGUUACUUUUUCCUGUCCCAUUUAUGGGAUAUGUAGUUCAGACCUUUCUCAGUAAUUCCAUUCAUUGCAUAUGAUUAAUAGCAUUAAUGCCUAAGUAACUGCACUAUGGCUUCUAUUAAAGGCACAGUCCAAGUACCAAAAUCUCUUAAUCUUAAUUUAGUGUUUUUAAGGCAUAGUUGUUGCCCUUUCUGAGAAAUGGCAUUGAUCACAUUUGGAUGUUUCCACACCUAUUUGUGGUUGUCAAGACAGCCACUAGGGCUUCAGAUUAACAUGUGUACGUCCAGUGUUUUAAUACGAGAAGUUUUGAUGUCCAUGCUUCUCAUAGAAAAGCUUUAGAAUGGUGAAACUCAGUGAUUACUGUGCAUGUGCCAUGUGUCGUCAAUUCUUCUCUAAGCGAAGCAUCUAAUUGGACAAAAGUUAUCAAUAUUAAUAAAUUCACCAGAGACUGAUCCAGCUUCUGGUGAGGAGACUGGCCCUUUGCUGGAUAACAGGUAAGUUUUAUAGCUUAGAAAAAACAAGGGCAGAGCAAUGUUCUAAAAAUAAACAAACAAAUGUAAUUUAAAAAAUAUAUAUCUAUAUAUUUUUUAUUUUUUUUAGUUAGAGUGUUCCUUUAACUUUUUGACAACUCCAAUCCAUAAGAUGAAAAUUCCUGCAAUGAGAAACAUGGAUACAAGAGAGUGGUAACUACUAUAGGAGAAUCCAAGACUUUGCUUUUAUUCUGCUCAGAAUACCUGAUUGUAGUAACGAAAAACUGUUACUAGUAUGAAAGCAUGUUUUGAUAUGAAACAUUGCAAGUCUUAUUGAUCUAAAAUACAGAUUGCUUAGUCAUCUCCUACUGUAUUCUCUUAGUAUAUUACGCAAUAUAGUCAAUUCAUAGCAACGUGUCUCUGUCCGUGCAGAUGCAGCUUCCAAGGUGACGGAGCAGGAGUGGAGAGAGAAGGCCAAGAAAGACCUAGAGGAGUGGUACCAAAGGCAGAGCGAACAGAUAGAAAAAAACAAGGUUUCAAACAGGUACGUAAAAAACAUUCAUUGAAAAUAAAUUGUUGCAGAAAAUAGUGAUCUAUCAUCAGGGCAAACCAAACCAUUAUGUAAUGAUUCCAGACAUUGUUUAUAGACAGAUCCAAACCGUACAUUCCUUUUCUAAGACUCUCCUGGUGAUAGUUUAUGAUCGAGUGUCUUUUUUUAAACUCGGAGCCGCUUUAGAUCACUUAAGUUAACUUCAGAUUCAAAAAUUAUCUGAUGAGAAUUAGACACUCAGAAACAUGGUUAUUGAGUGAAGCAUAUUACAUAACUGCGUAAAUUUCAUUGGUCGUGUCCCACUGUCCAGGGUUUUUUUUUCACUCUGGAAUUAUGCUUUUGUGGUUAUGACAGAGAUUUUCCAGAAACCUUUUGUGACAGAUGCACAAAACAUGCUUGGAGUAGAUAAGACCAAUGAAAGUCACUACUUCUAGAUGGCUUUAGGAGCACUCAGCAUUGCAUCACUCUAUAACUCUCUUUCAUAGCACCACAUAUUGAUCGGUAUGCUAAUGUGCUUUGUGCUGAUCCGAACACAGCAGGAUUCCUUCUGGUGGAAGCUGCAUGUUUCAGUGAUAAACAUUAGUACGUUUUAAGCUGUUAAAUCGCUCAAUAAAAACUCAGAUUCAGCCAAUUGUAAUGAUGGGAAAUUAUAAGAGUAGCACAAAUGAUGACCGGGGGUUGGGGGGGAGGGGGAGAGGGGGAAUCGGGGGAAUCAGGACAUCCUGGCACCAUAACCACUAUAGUGUGUUGCUUUAAUCCCAACGUGAACGGAUCUGACGCAUUACUUGCCAAAUACUAAUGCUUAAUGUGACCACAAUCACAAGUGUGUUUUUCAUACAACAUUACUGAAUUGUAAUUAAAACAAGAAUUAUCUUAUAUGGGAUGCCUUGACAUGAUAGAUAGUCUUACAUACUUUACUCAAAACAUGUAAAAGUACCAACACCACACUAUGCAUACACUUCCUUUAUAUGUUUGUUUUACACAGAACGUAAUUAAUUCUCCUUUAGAGACAGCAGGACUUAAAGGGACACUAUAGUCACCCAGACCACUUCAGCUCAAUUAAGUGGUCUGGGUGCCAGGUCCCUCAGGUUUUAACCCUUCACAUGUAAACAUAGCAGUUACAUAGCAGGGUUAAUCAAACCUCUAGUGGCUGUCUUCCUGACAGCCGCUAGAGGCGCUUCUGCGACGCUGGAUGCGAAAUUAAGAAAUGCUUUCCUAUGGACUGUUAGAAUUCACGCGCGGCUCUUGCCACCCAUGUGCAUUCCACUCCAUUUGGGAGCUGACGUCGGUGGGGGAGGAGAGGUCACCAGCGCCGAGGGAGGUUGAGGGUCCCCCAAGGAUUAUAUAGUGUCAGGAAAACGAGUUUGAUUUCCUGACACUAUAGUGAUCCUUUAAUAUUGUUUAAAGCCUUUGGUGUUCAGCAGCAAAAAAAUUGUAUCAUGAAUUGUACAUCUAGAGCUGUUAAAAUACAUACUUUUGUUAAGUAAGAGUUAUUUGAUUUUGGAUCUUUCCAGUGCUCAGUUGUCUCAAGAUUGAAUCAGAUCUAACAGUUCUGACAAUGUUUUCUUGGCUUUAUAGAAUGAAACAGUUUGUCUAACCAGCCGUCUGUUAUGUUGGCAGUGGCUGUCACAUAUUGUAAAAUGCUUAAAACAAAUGUAGGAAUUUAAUUUAAAACAGAUUUUGAUGAUAAGAAGAACAAUCUGAAAUAUUUCAGGUAUGCAUAUUUUUUUGUUUUAGCAAAAAAACAAAACACUUUUACAUCUGAUGGUAACAAUGUACCUAUAAAAUCGCAGGCAACUUUUGUAUCUCUCCAAGAAUAGUUUUUUUGUCUGUAGACUGCUUCUUUAUAGUUUUAUCAUGGACAUCUGAACAAAACAGUUGACAAAAGUCUAGCCUCUCAUGUGACUUGUGACCCAAACAGGAAUGCAGCAUUUAUAAUCAGUCGAACGUCGUAAAUCAUUAUCCCAAUAAGUGUCAUAGGAAAGAGCACUAUAAAUGGUUACUCACAUCUAUGGUGCCCAAGGGUUAAAUGUCACUGAAGUCACUAUGAAUGGAAACCACACCUUUUGUGUUAUUCAAAGCACUCAGCCUGAAAGUGCUCAUGAACAACGAUUAGCUUUUGGCCCAGAAAUUUGUCACCCUAACCUUUAACUUAUUCUUAAAUAAACGGCAAUGUAAAAGAAAAUUCACUACCACUUCAAGAACUGUAUGUUCAGCAUAGCAAACUCACUUAAGUUCUCCUAACUUAUACAUAUAGCUUCCAUUUAAUUUCCCUUUGGUCAUCACUAAAUGAAAUCCAAUAUAAAGGAAAUAAAAGUGAGAUAGGUGAAUAUGUAGUUGCUGCAUACUAAGAUCUCAGUCUAGGCUCUCCAAAUUGGUACAUAUUUGGCAUUAUACUAAACAAUUCUACCAUGUACCUCUGUUCUGCAUUUGCUUAUGUUUAGACAACAACAAAAAGCUGUGCUUUAAUAAGACACUGUUUUUGUUUAGAGUAACCCUUCAAAUGUUGCCUCCUACCCUCUCUCAAAAGUAAAAAAAAAAAAAGUUAAAACUUACCUCUGUUCCAGCGUUGAGGCCAACUUCUCCAGGCCACCAUCGGAUGCCUAUCACAAAUAUGCUGUGCGUGUUGAUGAGAGAUGUCCAAUAUGCACUUAAUUGACACCUGUGCUAGUUAAAAAAAAACUACACAAUGAUACUGCCAAAAAUACACAGCUGACAGGAAAGUGAAACUCUUAAUGUGCAGCGUUUUAUAGCGUAAUCACUGAAGUGGUCAUGGUGCUUGGAGUAUCUGCUUCUUUAUAGCUUUAUCAGAGUCAUUUGAACAAAACAGUUGACAAAAGUCUCGCCUCUGGAACUUCAAUUUUCCAGUUCUCUGGAACUUCAGUGUUUAACAUUGCAACACUAAGUGCAAAAGUACACUGCACCCAGACCACCUCAAUGAGCUGAAGUGGUCUGGGUGCCUACAGUGUCCCUUUAACAAGGGAUAGUCAAUCAAACAGUUGGCUACAUCUGUUACAGUAAACAGCCGGCCGAGUAGGAACAAUUUGUUGUGGUUUGAUUGCAGAUUUAUAUUUUGGAUUGUGACUUCCUUAAUGCAGCACUGCAGGCUAUAGCUGACUCCCAAUACAUUGUAUUGAAAAUGCAUUCAAAUUAUAAAAAAACAUAAAUAUGUUCCUGGAUUUGUUACAAAUUUUUGUGGUUUGCAGCUUCCUGCAAAGAGUUCUGUCAAGACUAGGACAUAGCUGACACGUGUCAGCCCAUCCUAACUUUCCACAAAACAUCUGUCCAUCUACAGUGAUACCAAUUGUGCCAUCAGUGCUGCUAUCAGUUUACUGCCAUCUCCAUUCAUAGUUUUGUGAAUGAAGCUAUAGAUGAAACUACAUGUGCACGCCACAGAUCAGACUCCUUCAGCAAGCUGUAUAGGAUUUGUUUAGAUCUGUGAGUAAGAAUGUGGACUUAUAACCACAGUGAUUUUUUUUUCAAAGUCAGUUGAAAGAGAAUUUUACAUUUCAGGCCAAAUUAGUCAAACUAAAAGUGUAGCUGGCUUAGCGAAUUCUAGUUUGCCCAUUUUGGCUUUAAUUUUGAAAUGAAUUCUCAUUUUCGUGAAUAAACAUGUAAAUGAAUAAAAAAAUAUCUUUUUCAUUAUGUAUGAUUACUAUGAUGUCAUGAGUAAUUAGGUAAUUAGAGGCAUCUUAUAUUACUGACUCUGACUGCAAAAUGAGUAGCCAGUUUAAGACAGAGAUCAAAGAUGGAUCAAAGGGACGCUACUUUAUUAACACUAACAUUAAUGCAUUUGGUAGGUUUUGGUUUAAUAUGCAGUAUUUUUGUAUACUCUGCAUAAUAAUGUAUGCAGUAUGCUGCAGUCAGAGUCGUAACUAGAUACCACCGCGCCCCGGUGUGAAAAUUGCCCUGUGGCCCCCCCAUGUGUCUCAUUCCCUCCAUCAGCAUUUCCAUGUGUCUCAUGUCUCAAGCUUCUCCAUGUGUCCCAUCCCCCAAGCCUCUCCAUGUGUCUCAUUCCAGCAUCUGCCCACAACCCCUCCAUGUGUUUAAUUCUUCCCCCCAGCCCCUCCAUGUAUUUUAUCUCCACAGCCCGUCCACGUUUCUUAUUCCACCAAGCCCACAUGUAUCUCAUCCCCCACAACCCCUCCAUGUAUCUCAAUCCCCCAUGUGCCUCAUUCCCCCCAAGCCCCUCCAUCUGUCUCAUUUCCCCCGAAUCUCUCCAUGUGUCUCAUCACCCCACCCCUCCGUGUGUCUUAUUUCGUUCCCCCAGCCACUCCAUUUUCUAUUCUGCCCCAUGUGUCUCUCCCCAAUCCCCUUCCUGUACCUGCUCACCUCUGAGCUGACAGCAGUACCUGGUCUCACAAGGAGCACUUUCUGUUAGAUCAAUGUCUGCUCAGUUACACUACAUUCAGUGACCUGCAGGAUGAGGAGCGCUGUGCAGUGUGCUCCCCUCCUGUUGGUCACCCUGGAAGUGCAUGUUCACAGAUCCUAAGGUUAUGCCGGUGGCCCAUGGUCUUAGGGGUCACAGCUGCAGUCGGGCCCCCUAGAGUAACAAGCCUGGUGGCAGCUGCGACUCUUGUGAUCAUGGUAGAUAGGCACUGGCUGCAGUAUACCCCUACUUAUAUAGCUAUGCCUGUCAAUUCUAAAAAAAACUUCCUUAUGUAUAUACACAGCUCAGCCACUAGCAACACAGAGUGAGCUGAACUGCUAUAAGCAAAUAAGCUUGCAUUUGAAGAAGAGGCGAUCCAAGCAAACACAUAAACAGCAUAUCACUCAUGUGGACAUAGUCGUAAAUUAGAGGGGCAAAGGUUUAAAAAUAAUUUCAGGAAGUAUUACUUUACAGAGAGGGUAGUGGAUGCAUGGAAUAGCCAUCCAGCUGAAGUGGUAGAUGUUAACACAGUGAGGGAAUUUAAGCAUGUGUGGGAUAGGCAUAAGGCUAUCCUAGACUUAAGAUAAAGCCAGGUACUAAUUAAAGUACAGUGGAACCUCGGUUCUGGACCACUCCCGUACUCAAACAAUUCGGUCCUCAAACAAAAUAUUAUGUCUCGGUAUUAGCAUUAACCUCUAUAGUACCACUUUGGAACCUCGUUGGUAUGACGCAUUGGCCUCCUAGCACUAGACUAAGCGAACAGAGCUCCAUUCUGUCAGCAAACAGAGCCGAUAGGUAAAGUGAAGUUAAAUUUUCACUUAAUUUACAUUAUGUUUAUAGGUUUUCUGUAUGAUUUUAUACAUUUACUUUUGGGGGUCUGGAACAAAUUAAUCUAAUCUACAUUAAUUCUUAUGGAAAAUUUUAAUUUGGUUUUCGAACAACUCGGUUCUCAAACAGCCUUCUGGAAAGGAUUAAGUUCAAGUUCCGAGGUUCCACUCUAUUUCGAAAAUUGGGCAGACGAGAUGGGCCAAAGGUUCUUAUCUGCCGUCACAUUCUAUGUUUCUAUGUUUGUAUCUUCUUUCUCUGACUGUCUGUGGUUUUCAUUCAUUUUGAAUUAAAAGUAAGCAGAGGAAAUCAGUUGUAUCAACCAAACAUUAAAUCCCAAAAUAAGGUUACCAGCAUGUCACACAGGGUGUAAGGAAAUACUAAGGUUAAAGCAUGUGAAGUAUCAAAAUUAAUUAUGACUAUCCUCUAAAUACCUUUUAUAAACAUCAUUAAAGCUUUAUUUCCAUAGCUAGUCCAGACAGUGCCACACUGAGCUGUGUGCUAAGGGUUACAUUCAGUAAUAAUCCGUGGCUUGUAAUGUUUGCACCAUGUGGCUGCCUUCCACUGCUCGCUUGGAAUUCUAAUGUAUUAUAUGUAUACAAUUAAAAAAAGUAUUUUUCACAAACAUCUGCUAGAGGGGCAGGUAUCCAAUGCUGAUUUCUGCAGAACAUAUUUUUUGCUUUUUUCUGAAAACAUUUUCUGAUUUACCAGUUUAAAAUCCAGACAGAAGACAGAUCCAUCACUGCAUUUAAAAUUGACUGCAACACUCCACACACCAUAACCACUAUAGCCCACUGUAAUGGCUAUGGUACCAGGGGAGCUCCGGUGCCCAAUUAGAGUAGGUAAACAGUUUGACACCUUACCCUGGUCCUGCUGGGCACCUUGUGCCAUCUAUCCUGCUGCCAAAAGCUCCUGCAGAGAGCUUUCAUUAGCUACAUUGAGCUAAGCCCUGCUGUCCAACGUUGGCUCGUCAUAUUGUCAGCCGGGCACUCUGAGCCAAAGAGCCAGGCUCUACACGGCAAGGCAUAGGUCAGUGGCAGAGCCUCUUGUAGAAAGGGAGGCUACGGCACACGCCCAACUGUUUGAUUACUUACGCUGUUUGGGCGCCAAGGCACUCCUGGGACCAUAACCACUACAGUUGGCUGUGUAUAAACAUUGUAUUUGUACAUGCUCGCCAGGAGUUAUUUAUAACUGGGAAAAAAAUCGAAACAUUUUCUUCAUGACAAAACUGUUUCAAAAUGUUUUAAUACUACAAUGCUUAACGUAUAACAUAUGAGAGUCACAUAGGGAACUUUUCUUAACUAGGUUUUAAAAAGUAUUUUUCUCGUUAUAACCAACAAGUUGUCUCAUUCUGACUGCUAACAGGUUUGCUCCUUCUCACUUCUCGGUUAAUUCCCUACUGUAUUAUUAACCUUUCACUUUCCUCUUUCCAUUUUCUCUCUUUCCAUUUUCUCUUGCAUGCUGCUCUCCCAGGAUUGUGGACAAAGCAUUUUACCAGCAGCCUAAUGCUGAGGUCAUUGGUUACGUGUAUGUUGACUUCUAUUUUCUUUGUGUCUGAUUCAGCCUUAAAUAGCCAGUGAAUGCACAGUUAACAGUGUCUUCUAUGUGUUUGUUCAGAUAGCAGUUCUUAUACAGCACGGUCAUACAGGGCAUUGAAUACAUUUAGCAAAUAACCAGAGGUCGGCUUUCAGACAGAGGAAUGUAAAUAUACACAUGCCGCAUUAUCACACCUUCAUAUACCACCUUAUGAACCUGUCCACACACUGAGGUUUACACACUAAACUAGCUACACUGGAGAAUAAGCAAUUACCUUUUCAAUUCUCUGCAUGUUUGGAGAGCAUAUUUCAAGCGUUAUGUUUAUAUUGUUUUCCAUUUCAGGAGUUCUAUUUCAUUUAAGCAUAUUGUUCGUGAUUCAAUUUGUGGUAUUUGUUAAAGGGAUAUCCCGGGUGUGAAAUAAAAAAAAUCUACUCGUCCAAGGGACUAAAGUGGUAGCCCAAUCUACUUGUCUGUCAUGACAAUCCACUUGUCCUGUCACUAAAUAAUAUCAGUAUUAAGAUUGGGACCCCUGGACAUUGGGCUGUUUUCCAAACUCUACAUUUUUCACAAACUAAAUCUGAAUGGGAAAAUAGAGCCAACAAAUAACAGAUCUGGAAAUUCUUUCUAAAUUAGAUAAAACAUGGAUAUUUCUGCUUCAGUUUUGCAAUUUGGAUUUAUUUUUUAAACAUUCUAAGUUUUGUGAGUUAUCCGGAGUGUCUCACCUACUGACCACCACCCUUCCCCGUUUCCCCUUCCAAGCUUCCUCCCCCUCCCACGGGGCUGUAUGUAAUGCCUGUGUGGUGUGUGCUGGCUGGAUGUAAUGUGUGUGUGGUUUGUGCUGCCUGGAUGUAGCGUGUAUGUGUCCUGGCUGGAUGUAAUGUGUGUGUGUGUGGUGUGUGCAAUCUGGAUGUAAUGCGUGUGUGUGCUGGCUAUAUUUUGGAAGUAAUAUUAUUCAAAUUAUUAUUCUCUACAGUUUGGAGUGUAUAAUGCAUAUUUAAACAAUGCUUAUAAUAUAAACACAUGUAAAUAUCAUUAUAAUAUACAUAUGCAUAUAUGCAUAAUACUCUCAAAAAUAAAAAAGUAGAAAGUGUGUGUGUGUGUGUGUGUGUCCGCGCACGUGCGUGUGUCCUCGUGCGUGUGCGCUCUGUCUGUAGUGUUGCCUGUACGUUUGCAGGGAUAAAGCUUUAGUCUAGUUUGCAAAUAAAAAGAGCAUAUUUAAAGUAAAGAGAGUUGUUGCGAUGUACAUUAUAAACUUUUACAUGAUCAUGGUUUCCUUGUAAUUAAUCUGUGUUGUCCAUGAAACCAGUAUUUUACAAGGGGGGGCUGUCACUAGAUUAUUUCCAUUGGUAUAUCUUCUUGCCACUAACCAAGAUUUUAAUCUUACAAUGAAUUCUGAUUGGCUAAAGAAAAGAAGCACUCAAAAUACAGAUAUUUAUUUGAAAUGUGUCAGUUCCUUUCGUCCUGACACCGGGUGCUGAAUAUAUAUCCUUGACCCACAGGAGCCCAAGGCUGGAACCAAAGUCAUAUGUAGAGAAAGGUCUACAAAGAGAUAAUGUAUGUGAUGUGACGUGCAUUUAGUAUAAGGAGUUGGCUAUCUGUGUGUUUGUCUUCACCUGUCAUUUAAUCAUGGAACACAGAUUGUGUCUAGCAUUUGUACCACUGUAUGACAUGUAAGUGCUGUGUCAAGCAUGAAUAUGAAAAAUUCCACUUUUAUGUUUAAACAGUAAAGGUUAGUUUGCUGAUUGUACUAAGUUUGUUUUCCCUUCAUAUCCAGCUCUUGACUUCUCUGAUUUUGUUUAACUUUAUUUUGUUAUAGAGCAUCUGAUGAAACCCUGGUCUCUGAGACUAAAGAUGAUGAGACUGGGACAGAAUGGGAAAGAGUUGCCCGGCUAUGUGACUUCAACCCUAAGAGCAGCAAGCAGUCAAAAGAUGUGUCUCGUCUGCGAUCUGUACUCAUCUCCCUCAAGCAGACGCCCCUAUCUCGCUAAGUACCUCUUCAAGCUCACGUCACCUCCCUGCAUCACAUUAUACCAAAGAAACUAUCGCAAGAAGGAUCGGGCACUUGAUAUGAUGCCUUCAACUUAAGCAGGUCUCUAACACCUAUCUUUUAACCUGAGUGGGACUCACUCAACUACUGAACUGGGAACAUCUAAAUUAGUGAAGUUUCUAAUAUAUAAAAGUUCUGCUUUUUUAUUUUAUUGUAAAUGGGAAUAUGUGAUGAUGGGUGUAGGGAAGGGUUUGUUGGUGUAUCCUUUCCUUUGUGUCUCUGUGUGCCUGGCUUUAAAGACCGCUUGCUAAAAUGUUUCUCUUAAAGACCAGUUUGAAGAAGGAUGUUUAAAUUGAAAUGUAUUGUUCCUCGAUUUAGGAAAGGGAGUUAUAAAUCUAUGCACAGAUGUUGCACCAAGUCAUAACUGGCAGCUACACAAGUCGCACAAAUAAUAAUUUUGACGAAUUAGAAACACAACAUGAAAAGCCAGAGAUACAGGAAAACCCUGAAAGAAAGUCUCUAGGCUCUUUACCCUAAAAGAUGUACUAAAGAGUUAAAUUAAAGGCAUUUUGGUGUUGCAUGGGGAGAAUGCAGGUUUGGGAUACAGGGAGACAGGCAUGAUAUAGUCUAUAAUGAGUGGAGCUCUACCAGAAAUAGAUUGGGUCGACCCAAAAGUAGAUAGAACUACGUCUCACUCCUUUUGCCUCCUACUUCUCACUCCUUUUGCCUCCUACGUCACUCCCUGUGAAAGUGAUGUCUUAGGCUGGUGCCUUCUAUUCAUUAUGGGAAAUUUAGCCAUAACACCACAAACUCCCUCUUAACUCUUUAUGUUAUAGUUCCAGGAAGAAGACCCCCCCCCGGGAACUAAUUGGGUGUACAAAUUAUUGUGGUUUAACCCCUUAAGGACCAAACUUCUGGAAUAAAAGGGAAUCAUGACAUGUCACACGUCAUGUGUCCUUAAGGGGUUAAAGGAUGGAAGUGUUUUACAUUAAGAAAGAAAUAGUCAACAAGAAGUUUGAAAAUGUUUAAAAUAUGCAGGAACUUUAGUAUAUUUAAAUUUGUUAAUAUUAUCCUGUAUAAAUAAAAAAAAAAUUGGAUGGAGAGAGGGCUCUACCAUAAAAAUAUCUAAAACUGAAAUUUGGUUUGUUUCAGUUUUUAAUUAAAAAAUUGCAGUGGUCUACAAAAAAAAGUUUUGUUAAUUGUUGAGUAUACAUAUUGUAUUGCGGCAUUACUAUGUGUAAUAAGCUAGGAUCUGUAAUGGAGUUAAUUUAUUUUUACAUAGUAUUGAUUUAAACUUUGCCCACGUGUGUGUGCAUUUUCAGCAAUGUCAUUUGUAACCCUCCAUAGCUAACCAAGACUGAGAUCCUUUGCCUUUUGUUGCUCCUGCUUUUUAAAUCAGUUCCAUUUUGAAGAGUCAUUACUUGCUUUGCAGAAUUUCGAUAUAGUUUCCUAGGUUUAAAUGUUAUAGCAUUGUAUGUUUCAUAUGAGCCCCCGAUCAUCAGUGUGUGAAAAAAAAAAAAACCUUUAAAGUUCAUUAAUUUUGUUAGCAAUCUUGCUUCAUUAAAAUAUGGUACUUUGGGAUUUAUUUUUAUUGAUGUUGUAAGAAAAUGAAUUUGAUUGACAUGAUACAAGAGAAGCAUCACCAGUUUUAAUUCAAUGUAUAAUCAAUUUAAAGUAACAGCCAAAUGUCAUUAGCUCUCUCUACCCAUUACCUACAGCUAAUUAUCUCAAGAUAAAAGUCACAUUACCAACAGAAGAUAACUAGAUUACUCAUUUAUGAUGUCUGCUCUACACAUUAAACUGAUACUAUUGUAUUUGUUCAUUUUAAGGAUGCUAGUUUAUUGCCUUGUUUAGUAUUAAUUGUUCAGAAUUGAAGAUAAGCUCGAAAAAUUAUGAGUAAAAUUAAACGUUCAGAAUUUGACAUCUAUUAGAGCUUUUCAAACCCAGAUCCAAUUCUUUUGUGGUUCCGUGUUUAAAUUAAGUUUCAUAAAAUGUAUAAUAAUCAUAUGGGCAUUAAAGUGUGUUCAAAUAAAUUGAAGAAUCAAAUUCGAGGAGGACAGAAAACAAAAUGCCACCUCACUUGAUUUGUCUCAAAUGACUAAUUACAAAUUUGUCUUUUGAGGUCUAAUAAAUCAGGAAUUGUAAAAGCAUAGGUUUUUAAACAGGGUUAUUCACAUAAAUCAUGACUUGACCAGUAAAGUUCGAAUUUUAGGCCAAAAUAGUCCAAUAGUAAAAGACCUCAAUAACUCUUUUUCUAUCGCAAGCUAUUUUGGCUUGACAUCUGCAUGUCACUGGUCAAUUUCUACCAAUUCGCAGCUUAGUGAAUAACUUAGAUUAGUCCUAACAUCGACUGUACCUUUUGUAGGGAGGUGGGCAGUGGUUAGUAUUAUAAUGGUUUUAACUGGGAAAUACUUUUUUUUUUUAAUGUAACUAUAAAAUACAGAUAGAUGUCUGGCUAUUCUGGGUUCAAAUCGCACCGUGCUUUGCCAGCAUUGACCAAAAUAAACUGCCCUUUUCCAACAGCUAAAUUACAGGUAGAAUUGUGAAAUAUUGGCUACGAAAUUGCACACUUCUUAGUCAAAAUGGCCAAUAGCAUAACAUUUUUUUGUUAUGCUGACAGUUUACUGCUAAGUGAACAACCCUGUUAGAAUUGCACAAAUAUUUUUCACCUCUCGAUUAUAAUAAACUAAACCAGGACAAAUGUUGGCUUCUUAUUUCCAACCCAUGUGAAGCUUUCUAAUUAAUAAGGAUACACAUUAUACAACGGUUACAGUAUUUUCCACUGAUUAUGCUUGUUUUUUGCUUUAGUAUAUCAAUUACCCUUUAUAAUGCAAUUGUCAUUAUUGUUUCAUUACAUUGUUAUUGGAGUGCAAACAAAGAACAUUUAAGAUGUAGUUUGGUGAUCAAUGUUUGUAUGUGUCAUAGAAAUAAAACGCUAUUAAGUCUAUUUUAAAGGUAUUCUGUUUUAUAAAUACACCAUCCAUCUGCACUGAUUGCAGUGUGAAUAACUGAUAUUUCUUUUUAUCUCCCAUUUCAUAUCUUCAUGACAUGUCGGAGCAGUGUUCAGUAGGGUGGGGGGGGGAUUCUAAACACUUACAGCGGACCAAGCAGAGUUCUGAAACCAUCCCUUUGCAGCAUCCUGAAGGAUCAAAAUGUAAAACUUUCUUUGGUUAAAAAUAUAAUAUUAUUACAGGGCCUACAAGUGCUGCACUACUAGCUGAAAAUUUAAAUUACUUGCCACUGCAAGACUGAAGGGUCCCUGGCAUACACACCUGGGGUAAACUCUACUUGCCAGAACUACAUUUUCACUCACCAAUUGCUAGUGGUGAGUAGAAAUUUUGAGCCCUAGUUAAUUAAUCAUGGAGAAGUACGAUCUGUGCUUGAACAAUACUUCUCAAGAUUUUAAUAUCUAGUUGUCAGCACUAGAGAUCGAUCAAUUAUAGGUUCUGGCCGAUAUUCAGCAUUAUGGCAAAUAUUGGUAUCAGCCUAUACUGAUACCAAUCAUGCGGGGGGCAGCGCACGUUUUCUUGAACUCUUUUCUCCAACUCUCAGAGGACCGGAAAACAGAAUAUGGUUUGAUCUGCCCCCUCUACAAUGGGAAACACCCUGGCAGACUGCACAAAGUUCCCCUCCCUGGCCACAGGUAAAAGGCAGGGAGGGGAGAAGAAUAUUGGUACCAGUUAUCGUUUAUCGGUCCAAAAGGCCUUUAAAAAUUAUAUUGGUCAAAACAUAUUCAGUACAUGGCAAAUCCUGUUCAGCAUGGUGACCCAAAUAUGUCUUCUGUGGCCCAGGGGGCCUAGUCAGUAAGUGCCCAGCAUUGCACAUCACAUAGAGUUCAAAGUCUGCAUUUGAAGAUCCAGCUGCCUGCUAGUCCAUGCCUUCUUAACGUUUCUCCUUUUCUUUCUGUCUGGCAACAACUGUUAGAGUAACUGAUAAGGCAAUAAAUAGCAUGUCAUUAGUUAAAGCUAUACACAGAGUGCAGGUAUAUUGACUUUGUAAAUGUGGCUAAAUAUGAUGUACGUACUGUAAAAGAUAUAACAUGAGCUACAAUUAAUGAGAAAAAAAGUUCUCUAUACAAUUAAAACCAAACUGAUAGCUGUAUAGAUAAGGCCAUGUACUAACUGAAACUUAAUUGUAAAACUGGUUAAAUAUAGUGUUGGUACAUGUAACGGCACCUCCAGGCAUAAAAGGGUUAAACCGCCGUUUAGUAGAUCUUCCCCUUCCAGAGACACAGGCACAGCUACCGCAGAACCCCAAACGAACAGGAUACAAAGUAGCACUCCAAACUUACAUUUUCAGAAUCAGCAUACUCCAAAUACAAACAUAUGUCAAAAUCAUACAAAUUGGUCCAGUGGGUCAAAAGUUAAGUCCUUUGUGACCAAAUGAUGCAUGGCUUUUCUGCCCAAAACCAGUUCCACAGAGUCUUCUAUCCUGGAGAUAAUUGAGAAGUAAUCCAAUUAACUCCAAGGACAGAGGCAAAACUCCAUUAGCCACAUGGCAGCAAAAGACAGUAAAAUACAUUAAAAUACACAAGGUUACAUUUAUUACAUAAAAUACAGACAUGCAACAUAUCCCCAGAUAACUUAGGUCUGAACGCACAUUAUUACUGAUUGGCACUCAGACCACACACAUACAGUUCAAUUGCCAUGGAGCCAAAGUCUGAAUAGGCUCCAUGGCAUAGCUAUCUGGGUUAAAUUAGUUCAUUCAGUAAAUCCGAGAAUCUACCGAACGCCAGGGCAGAAAUACAUGAAUAGACCUUUCUGCAUAGGAAAAUAAAGUAUUUAAAUGCCGGUCCAUAGUCAAAAGGCAGCAGGCAGGCAACCAGGCUCCUCCAAUGCACAGUGGUCUCGUCACAGUACAAAUCCUUUCUAAGUCAAGAUAAACCAUGUUCUCUGAUAGAUGUUUUUUUUAAUUUAUUUAUUCAUUUUUCUAAAUAUAUUGGAUGGGAAUCAAAUGAUAACAGAAUUGGAUCAGAUUUAAAAACGCGGAGCAUAAAUUGUGCCGGGAGAUGCCUACCAUAGAAAAAUAAACCAAUUAUGAGGUUUUUUUUAAAAUCAACAUCUGAUUUUAGAGAAUUGAAAAUACAACUUCAAAAUGUAGGCAGGUAAAAAUAGCAAUUUGGACAAAUUGUCCAGUCUAGCUCUAGUCACGGUUUGUUUAUUCUAACCUAAUUUUUUGUUUGUUUUUUUUAUUCGUUAUUUAAUAUUAAAAAACCCAAAACCAAGGUAUUUGCACAUAUAUGUUAAAUUGCAUGUUCUCCAUUUGUUAAAGCAAUACAGUUAUCUAAACUGGAAUGAAAGUGUUUUCUACAAAAUAAAUAUGUACGUGUUCAGUUUAUCUUUUUG